Molecule: messenger RNA, 894 nt
Organism: Halichondria panicea
Lineage: Eukaryota; Metazoa; Porifera; Demospongiae; Suberitida; Halichondriidae
Product: proteoglycan 4-like
Exons: 1
Coding region: 1-894 (297 amino acids)
Source: RefSeq, a predicted model, not a curated record
AUGAGUGACUCACAAACUUAUGAGGGUUACAAUUUUGAGGUUUCAGGUUCUACCAGACCAACUAGGCCUACAGUCGCUACAACAGAAGAACCAAACACAGCUACCACACAAGCAGCUCCCGUUACAACUGAACAUCUCGUCACCACCGGUCCUACCAGACCAACUAGGCCUACAGUCGCUACAACAGAAGAACCAAACACAGCUACCACACAAGCAGCUCCCGUUACAACUGAACACCUCGUCACCACCGGUCCUACCAGACCAGCUAGGCCUACAGACGCUACAACAGAAGAACCAAUUCAGGCAAACACAGCUACCACACAAGCAGCUCCCGUUACAACUGAACAUCUCGUUACCACAGCUCCUACCAGACCAGCUAGGCCUACAGUCGCUACAACAGAAGAACCAAACACAGCUACCACACAAGCAGGUCCCGUUACAACUGAACACCUCGUCACCACAGGUCCUAUCAGACCAGCUAGGCCUACAGACGCUACAACAGAAGAACCAAUUCAGGCAAACACAGCUACCACACAAGCAGCUCCCGUUACAACUGAACAUCUCGUUACCACAGCUCCUACCAGACCAGCUAGGCCUACAGUCGCUACAACAGAAGAACCAAACACAGCUACCACACAAGCAGGUCCCGUUACAACUGAACACCUCGUCACCACAGGUCCUACCAGACCAGCUAGGCCUACAGUCGCUACAACAGAAAAACUUCAAGCAAAUGUAACGACCGCACAGACAGCACUGCUCACAACUGACGUCCCAGUUUCAACCAGGCCUGUAGCAACCACUACAACUGAAGAGAUAGCAUCAAUUCAGGCUGACUCCGACACCACAGAUGCUCCUACUGAAGGUACCACAGAACUCAUAAACAAUUACUCAUAA